UGAGUGAAGGAUAUUUCUCUAGUUCAUUCACAAAUAUGUUGACCAAAGGUAUCUUGACUUAUGAGCAUGGUUUAUCAUAUGAUGAAGGUGAGACACAAAGCUUAGCAUCAACAUUAAUAAAAAAUUUGGAUCAGGACCCCACUAGCAGAAGCAUCAUAGGUCAAAAAUGUGACUGUCGUGUUCAUAAGGGUGGUUUUGAAUAUGUAAUUGGACUGAGGUCUGGAGGGCUACCUGAGGCAGCCAAAUCAAAAAAAUGGGGGGAUAAGGUUGACCUUGCUGUUGCAAUGAGAGAUGUUUUACUAAAAGAAGGACUUGAAAACAAUGGAGUUGAUACAGAGAAUUUUAGGAAAAUUUUUACUCUGGGAAUGCAUAGUUAUGGAUACAAAUACAAUGUUUAUGGAAUUGACUGGAAAGCCAAGAACCUUUGGCGGUUUGGACUACUUCAAGAAACAAAAUUACCACAAAUUAUCAACCAAUUGCCAAUGAUUGAAAAGACCAUCACUUUGUUGUUGAGGGUUGAGAAAACAAUUAGUGUUGCUGAAAAAAUUAGAAAUAGAGUUACUUUUGAAAAAGCUAGGUUAUACCGCAAUCGAAGAGACUCAGGAUAUUGUAUGCCAUAUUCAAUAUGUACUGUAGGAAGGACUUCUAGAACAAGAACAGUAAAGGAAUAA
Messenger RNA from Entrophospora sp. SA101, 671 nucleotides. NCBI's taxonomy places the organism in Eukaryota, Fungi, Glomeromycota, Glomeromycetes, Entrophosporales, Entrophosporaceae. The record is from the annotation of a GenBank genome assembly.